Molecule: messenger RNA, 1005 nt
Organism: Helianthus annuus (common sunflower)
Lineage: Eukaryota; Viridiplantae; Streptophyta; Magnoliopsida; Asterales; Asteraceae
Product: craniofacial development protein 2-like
Exons: 3
Coding region: 1-1005 (334 amino acids)
Biological process (GO): chromatin remodeling
Cellular component (GO): nucleus
Molecular function (GO): catalytic activity
Source: RefSeq, a predicted model, not a curated record
AUGGAAUAUAAUAAUGACACAAUUAUGACAUACCCAACUACUACUAAUGCAUGGGAUAGGGGACAUGGGGCCCAUGAGCUAAGAGAGGAAAAGGGCCAGUUUGUAAGGCUACCGUGGACGUUCAAGCUAGGUUUGUUGCAGGCUACGGGCGCGUUUCUUGCUCAGAACCAGUUGUUAGUUGUAAUCAUAGACAAUAGAAACCAUGACUUUUACUUGAGAUCAUGUCCAAGGACGAGAGGUGCAGGUAAGGGUAAAGUUAGAGGGUGUAGUUUACGGGUGGCGUCUUGGAACGUAGGAACUCUUAGUAGUAAAUUGUUGGAAGUGAUAGACGCACUUAAAAGACGUAGGGUACAGAUAGCGUGCCUCCAGGAGACUAGGUGGAAAGGACAUAGAGCAGAAGAGCGAAAUGGGUAUAAAUUGUUGUAUUCCGGGUCGGAUGGGGCCAAGAAUGGAGUAGGAUUUUUGGUGUCUAUAGAAUUGCAUAAGAAUGUAAUCGAGGUGAUACGACACAAUGAUAGAAUUAUGGUGUUAAGGUUAGUAUUAGGUGAGCAAGUAGUGACAGUGGUAUGCGCCUAUGCACCGCAAGUGGAACUAGGAGAACAAGAAAAAAAAGAGUUCUGGGAUUGUCUAGAUGUAGUAGUAAGGGCCAUACCUAGGGAGGAGAAAAUUUUUAUAGGAGGAGAUUUUAACGGGCACAUUGGUAAGGAUAGUGAUGGCUUUGAGUUGGUACAUGGGGGUUUUGGUUUUAGCGAUAGGAAUGACCCUGGUAGAGACCUUCUAGACUUCGCCGCAGCCCACAGCUUAGGUAUUAUAAACUCGUUCUUUAGGAAGAGGGAAUCUCAUUUGAUCACUUUUAGUAGCGGAGGACGUAACACGCAAAUCGACUAUCUUCUGAUGAGGCAAGAAGAUCGACGGAUGUGGAGGGACUGCAAGGUUAUACCAAGGGAGACUGCAGCGGCUCAGCACCAUUUGCUGGUAGCAGAUAUAGCCAUAAAAGAAGGCUAA